Molecule: messenger RNA, 4567 nt
Organism: Syzygium oleosum
Lineage: Eukaryota; Viridiplantae; Streptophyta; Magnoliopsida; Myrtales; Myrtaceae
Product: SNF2 domain-containing protein CLASSY 3-like
Exons: 3
Coding region: 355-4206 (1283 amino acids)
Biological process (GO): gene silencing by siRNA-directed DNA methylation
Molecular function (GO): ATP-dependent chromatin remodeler activity; ATP binding
Source: RefSeq, a predicted model, not a curated record
CGUUUCCUCUGCCGAACUGUGACUCUCUUCUCUUGCAUGCACUGUUCGUUCGCGCUCUUUUCCCCCUCCUCCUCCUCUCUUUCCCCCCCUUCGCGGACUCGCCGCCGGCGGCUCCCCGGCGACGGCUCUCCGUCCGGCGCCUCCCCCCCCCCCGCGCUCUUUCCCGGAGGAGCUCUUCCCGCGCGCGCGCGCGCGACCGAGGCAUUGAAUUUCUCCUCUCUCUUCUUUCUCUCUUCCCUUCUUUCCCUUGGUUGCCUUUUUUCUUGAGAAUUGUCGGUCUAGAUGAUAAUGCGGUUGCGCGCUUCUUGACUUUCUUGUGCUGAGAGACUGAUGGUUCGUCGUGUCGCUUCGUAGAUGAGGUAUAACGUGCCGGUCGCGAAGAGGACGCGGGCUCAAACCCGUUCGGGCCGUCGUGAUCGGCAUCGGAGGGAGGGAAUCAUCGCGGAAGGAGUUGAUGGGGAUGUGGAAUUUCUAGGGGAGGCGGAUUUGACGUCGGAGAAGGGGCGGAAUUGGAGUAAGGGUUUGGUGGAGGCGGAGGAUGUGAUAUCGAUUGUCUCGGUUGAUUCUGCUGAUUUGGGCAGUGGCGACGGGGUGCCUGCGGUUGCGGAGAGCGGGUUUCUUGAUUCCGCGCAGUCGAGCUGUUGCGGCGCGAAAUUAGGUGGGCGGCGCGAGGAUUCUUCUCGUGCUGAUGGCGACGGAGGGGAUGUUUCUAGUGAAAAGCCAGUCGAGGAUCGCACUGUGUUGAAUUCUGAUUCUACUUUGUGUAGGAAGCAAGAGGGUGCUCUUAGGAAUAGUGGGGCCGCUGUCUUUGUGCAGGACGGAAGCAUCGGCGAAAGCAGUGGCUCCAAAUGUGACAGUGGAAAGAAGGAAAAUUUGACCUCCUCCCCUGGUGGAGAAAUGGUAGAAACGGGUGCCUUGAAGGUUGAUGAGGAACAGAGCUAUGUCGAAAUUAUUGAGGUGUCAGAUGAGAUGGAGACAUCCUCUAAUGAGGAUGAGAUGGAGACGUCCUCUAGUGAGGAUGAGAUGUCGUCCAGUGAAGAUGACAACACAGAUUAUGAGGAUGAGGAUUACGUGGGCGAGACGGCGAGUUCUGUUAGCACGGAUAACUCAAGUUCUUCUAGUGAGGAGGAAGUAGGAGAUGGGAAAGAUGCAAGCAAAUGUGAGAUUACAGGAGAAGAAAGUGCUUUUGAUGGACCUCAAGAAGGGAAACCUGUGCCCGAUUUGAAGAACAGGAAAGCAAGCCAAUGUGAGAUUACAGAAGGAGAAAGUGCUUCUGACAGAUCUCGAGAAGGGACACCCGUGCCCGAUUUGAAGAAGAGGAAAGGAUUGGGUGUGAAAAUACUGACCGGUUCUCUUAGAGAUGAAGAUGAUGACAAAGAAAGUGCUGUUAAUGUCGGUGAAGAGCGCAAUUGUGUGGCACUACGAACUCGAUCACGUUUUGGUAGGCAAGGGAGAGAUAUGAUAAACGUUGGCACUUUCAGCCAUCCAUUCUGUCUUGAUGAUGAUGAUGAUGACCUUGGCUUAUCUCAAAAGUACUGUGUCAAAGAUGAAAUUCUCAUUAAUCAGGACAGCCAUCGUGUAAGAGAUAAAACUUAUUUUGCUGCAGUGUCAAACUAUAGAAAAGAUAGAUCAAAGUCGGGUAUAGAUCAAUCUAUGGAUGAUAAAGACGACGAUGUCUCCGAUGAUGAAAAGCGCAACCCAGAAAACUUUUCAUCCAAAUCCAUUAAGAGAAAAGCUGGUUCAAACAUCAAUAAUGGCGCCGAAUGUCCGCAAAAGGAAUGUGGGAAAGGUGAAGAUUUUCCAUUCCUAUCCAAGAGAAAGCGCGUUCGUUCUCCCCAAGAUUAUGAUGUCAUCAAAAUUCUGGUGGAUUCCAUUUGGGAUAAGGGGGAGAUAACCCCCCAGGAAGCAGAUGCUUUUAGAGACGCAACUCGUGAAGGAGAAACCAAUAGGCAAAGCAGUGAAUGGAUUCUUCCAUUGAAAUUUACUUUUGGAGAAGAGGAACCAAAGCAGCUGGAGAAAUCAGAAAACGAUAAGGAACUGGACAAGCUGUGGGAUGAGCUUGACUUUUGUCUCCGGACUUGUGAGAUCGACUCUUUUGAUGCUGAUCUGGUUGAAAGCGAAGAUGUCGACCCUCAGCCUCACUUUGAUGGAGUGAGCCUUUGUAGUCAGGGGAAUCAUGAGUUUAUUCUCGAUGAAGAAAUUGGAAUCAGAUGCAAACAUUGCUUCUUCCUGCGGCUGGAGAUCAAAUAUGUUGUACCACCAUUAAGUACUGAUCCUUCGGAAAAGUCGGGGCAAAGAGUCUUGGGUAGAUAUUACCAUGAGGACUAUUUGCUUGAAAAACUUCGCUCUCAAGACUCCGGUUGCGAUCUCCAAGCUGGCCUUCCGUCGGCCAAUGUGCGUGGUACGGUUUGGGACUUAAUUCCUGGUGUGAGAAGUGACUUGUAUCCACACCAAUGUGAAGGCUUUGAGUUCAUUUGGAAGAAUAUAGCGGGAGGAAUUCAGCUUGAUGAGCUGAGAAGGCAAACAACUGUUGGCUGUGAUGGUGGAUGUAUCAUAUCACAUGCUCCUGGAACUGGAAAAUCUCGGCUGACUAUUGUUUUUCUUCAAACGUAUAUGGAACUGUUUCCAAGUUGCAGGCCCGUGAUCAUUGCUCCUCGGAGCAUGCUCCUCACGUGGGAAGAAGAGUUUCAAAAGUGGAACAAGGAUAUACCAUUUCAUAAUCUCAACAAUCCCGAGCUUUCUGGGAAGGAAAGUAAGUCAGCUUUGAGUCUUCUAAGGCAAUUUAAACAUGGGGACCAGAGCCAAAAAUAUGUUCGUAUGGUGAAGCUGUAUUCAUGGACGAAAGAAAGCAGCAUUUUGGGAAUAAGUUACACACUCUUCAAGUCCCUUACGGGGCAAAAUAGGAGAGACAGUACACCUCGACAUAAAACUGAAGAUGAGCAGAGGAAAAUACUUCUAGCGCUUCCUGGUCUUUUAGUUCUUGAUGAAGGACAUACUCCUCGCAAUGACCGGAGCCUUAUCUGGAAGGCUUUGUGUAAAGUGGAAACGCAAAGACGCAUCAUUCUGUCUGGAACUCCUUUCCAGAAUAAUUUUGACGAGCUCUUUAAUACACUUUGCUUGGUGAGGCCAAAAUUUGCCGAAAGAAUUUCAUUGGGACGCUAUGUUAAUUUCCCUAGAAAGCGUGGACGCAAAAGAAGCAAGGUGAGAGGGGAAUGGGAUGUGAUGGCCCAAUCCAUAGUAAAAAAUGACAAUGACGGACUAGAAAAGCUCAAAACUAUGAUCGACCCAUUCGUGCAUGUACACAAAGGUACCAUACUUAAAGAAAGACUUCCUGGUUUGCAGGACUCUGUGAUUGUUCUACGGCCAGGAAAAUUACAGAAGAGCCUCCUUGAUAACGUGCAAAGCUUGAAGAGCCCGUUAUUGUUGAGUCACCUUGUCUCCUUAAUAUCCGUUCAUCCAUCUCUCUUCUCUCGGUGCUCUGUACCUGAGAGUGAAGGGCUAGCAGUUGACAGAAGUAACUUAGAAAGCCUUAGAAAGAAACCAGAAGCUGGGGUCAAAACCAGAUUUCUAAUGGAACUCAUCCGUCUUUGUGAGGCAAUGCAUGAAAAGGUCCUGGUUUUUAGCCAAUUCAUUGAUCCCUUGAGCUUUAUAAGGGAUCUGCUCAAGUCCAAUUUUCGUUGGACAGAUGGUGAGGAACUGUUGUACAUGGAUGGACAGGCUGACAUCAAGCAGCGCCAAUCCUCCAUUAAUGCCUUCAACGACCCAACGAGUGAAGUGAGGGUGUUGCUUGCUUCUACAAAAGCAUGUUCCGAAGGGAUUAAUCUGGUGGGCGCUUCGAGGGUCGUGUUACUGGAUGUUGUGUGGAAUCCGUCAGUUGAGAGGCAGGCCAUAAGCCGUGCCUACAGACUUGGACAGCAGAACAAGGUCUAUAUAUAUCAUCUGAUUACUUCCGGGACAAUGGAGGCUGAGAAAUACUGUCGACAAGUGGAGAAAGACAGAUUGUCCGAGUUAGUGUUCGCUUCAUCGGACAGGACUGGCAAUCCUAGGCAAAAAGUCACGUCGACGGGACCGGAUGAUAAAAUUCUGGAAGAGCUGAUACAUCAUCCUAACCUCACCGAUAUGUUUGAAAGGAUAAUUCACCAGCCCAAGGAGUCUAACUUGAUCGAGACAUUUAAUUUGGUGGACAAUUCUCAGACAUCUGUUUAGGAUGUCUUUGUACAGAUUCUGCCAGUUUAAGGGGAAGGAAAAAAGCUACAAACUGUGGUCUUUUGUACUUAUAGCUUACAGAGUUCUCUUCUGUUUUGGGUUGGGGUUCCAAAGACAUUUUGGUGGACCAUUCACGGACAUCUGUUUAGGAUGUCUUUGUACAGAUCCUGCGACUUUAGGUGAAGGAGAAAAGCUACAGACUAUGGUCUUUUACUUUUAACUUAUAGUUCUCUUCUGUAUUGGGUUGGGGUUCCAUAGAUAUUAUGGUUGUGAGGUCCCUGACUAUUCUUUUGUAGAUAUACAGAUGUUUAGAUGAGACCACCAAUGUGGCUUGGCAUGCCAUGUGGCUCCUUUUGAGAAA